This is a messenger RNA of Colletotrichum orchidophilum, 1140 nucleotides long. RefSeq lists its product as uncharacterized. Bases 1 to 1140 code for a protein of 379 amino acids. Lineage: Eukaryota; Fungi; Ascomycota; Sordariomycetes; Glomerellales; Glomerellaceae. The record is from RefSeq and is a predicted model, not a curated record. The transcript is spliced from 4 exons.
AUGACGACUGAGGACCCCAAUCGGCGGUUCGUCUACCAACUUGAAGGCACAGGUCUCAGUCUUGUCGUGGUUUCGAUUGUUGGUGGCGUCGUGUCUUUGAUUGUGGUUGGCCUGAGGACGUUAAUUCGACUUCAAGCAAAGACCUUCAGCUGGGACGAUGGCUUGAUGCUCGGUGGUUUGGUCAUUUACCUCGUUGACGUCGCCCUCGCCUGCAUGGGUGCGUGGAGCGGCCUGGGCACGCGUAAUGCAGACCUCAGCCCAGUGAUGUUGGUCGAAUCGAUUAAGUACUUGAUGAUCUGGAUGUUGCUCUACGUGGCAGUAUUAUGUACGGUCAAAACGUCGAUUUGCAUCACCACUCUGCGGAUCGCCACCACAAUGCCUAAGCUUCGACUUGCCGUCUGUAUCUUGAUGGGACUUACAAUCGCCACAUUCUUAACCACUUUCAUUGGAAUCUUGCUGUUGUGCCGCCCCGUGGCGGCCAAUUGGGAUACAAGCAUCUUGCUCGAGGGUCGCGGCAAGUGUUCUCCAGUCAGCUCCAUGCUGGCCUUAUCGUACACUUCAACUGUCAGCACCAUCGCUACGGACCUCGCCUGUGCCGUUCUCCCAGCUAUCAUCCUCUGGCAGACGCAAAUGAAGCUCUCAACGAAGAUCAUGGUCUCUUUCGUUCUUUCUUUUGGCUCUUUUGCUUCAAUCUCGACGAUGAUACGCACUCCAUAUAUCGACCAUUACAACCGUCCGCUCGACGACCUUGCCUUCCACAUCGCCAACAUCCCUCUUUGGUCCAACGUCGAGACUGCCAUCGGCUUCAUCGCCGGCUCCCUUCCUGCCUUGAGACAAUGUUUCUUGCGCCAUCGUUCGCCACGACCCACAACAUUGGGUCAGACUGACGCCUCCCAUGGCCUCCCUCCAGGGUCAGUUGGGCUCGUUACCAUCGGCGGCUCUGGAGUGACGUCCAAGAGCAAGAGUCGCAAAGGCACGAAUUAUGAAGACGACAAUGCAGGGCAGGGGGAUUGGACGCGCCUUGAUGAGGACAGCGUCUCGGAGAAAAGCAGCACUGCGCCUGUCCGAGGGAUUCGUAAGGAAAUGACUUUCGAAGUGUCGUCGCUGCCGGGGCAAAAGAAAGGCCGCGGAAAUAACUAG